Molecule: messenger RNA, 3078 nt
Organism: Penaeus monodon (black tiger shrimp)
Lineage: Eukaryota; Metazoa; Arthropoda; Malacostraca; Decapoda; Penaeidae
Product: broad-complex core protein isoforms 1/2/3/4/5-like
Exons: 8
Coding region: 77-1471 (464 amino acids)
Biological process (GO): regulation of transcription by RNA polymerase II
Cellular component (GO): nucleus
Molecular function (GO): protein binding; DNA binding
Source: RefSeq, a predicted model, not a curated record
ACAUUCGGACGCGGUGCCGUGUGUUGUUGUGAUCAGCUGAUUGAGUCCGAGUGACGUUUACUUCCCACGGCGUGUCAUGGAAAACUCAAAAUUCAGGGCCAAGGCCAAGAGAGCAGAGCGGAGGGCUAGGAUCCAGACGUACCGGCCCGAGUGGGAAGACGAGGCGGACCUCAAGGACUGGAUCGAGUGCAGCGAGAAGGGGGUGGAGUACGUGUGGUGUCGAGUGUGCGAGUGUCACUUGAAGGCCAAGCACAGCGACCUCACGCACCAUGCACAGACUGUCAAGCACAGGAGAGCUUUUGAGAACUGUGGACAAUAUGAAGCCAAGAGAAGUGGAAAGAGACCAAGGGAAUCAUAUGUUGAGGAUGAGUUAGAGAAAGCUGUGAAAGAUGUUAUUAACAAAAAGAUGGGAUAUGACAAGGCUGCAAAACUGUACAAAGUUGAAAAGGAAGCUAUACGGUACAUGGUCAGAGGGAGACGCUCAGAGAAAGCAGCUAACACUGAGGACUCAGAUGAAGUUGAGUGCAGCCAAGGUAAUGACUCCCCCAUGACCCUCGUGCCAGAACCUAUACUUGGUGAACCUGAUCCUGGAGCUGCUCCCUUGCAACAAAAACCAGAGCAUUACCAUCUGCAACACAAUAACCACUUAAUGACUGUGCUGUCGGCUCUUGCCCAAGAUGAAGUGUUCGUGGAUGUUACUUUGACUGCUCAGGGUCAUUCUGUUAAAGCCCACAAGUCUGUGCUGUCUGCCAUGAGCCCAUACUUUAAAGGUGUACUACAGGAUAACCCAUGCCAACACCCCAUCAUUAUCAUGCCACACGAUGUCAAAUUUGAGGAGCUUGUGAACAUAAUAAAUUAUAUCUACAAGGGUGAGGUGACUGUUGGGGCAGGAGAGGUCAAGUCCCUAUUAAAGGCAGCUGAAGUACUUCAGGUGACUGGCUUGGUCCCUUCUGAAGAUAUCACCAUGCACCCCAGCAAUGAAGACCUUGCCAUAGCCAACACAAUAAAUGACUUCCUCACCUCAACAAACAGUUUCUGUGCUCCUGCCACUGACGUCACACAAGUUAGCACCACUCCAACAGCAGUAAACAAGUCUCAGAGUGCGGGUACUCCAAUAACCCCUGAGGCAUCCACCUUCCCCACAUUCAUAGUGCAGGGGAAGGUAAUUAAAAAGCCAGGACCAGUACAAGCAAGUCUGCCUCUAGAAGAAAGCAUGAAGACACCAUUUGAGUUUGUUAAUGUUGACAUGGAAUAUAUGAAACAGAGUACCCCAACAUUAGAAGGAAGAAGUAUACAGAGUUUUGCUGCGCCGCAGUCUCAACACACUUCACACAUUGCCCCCACUCAGCCACAUCAGAAGAACGGUGAAUCAUACAGUCCCAUGGGAGGAGAUGGAGUUAAAGAAGAGCCUGCUGCUGCUGUCAGCUUUCCCCAGCCUCACAACACAGCUCCAACACAACUCACGUCUUGAGCAUCAUUGAGGUGUUGAGAGUAAGGGAAAAUAGCUAAAAGAAGAUUAGCACAAAAACUCAUUGGAAAAGAAGAACUGAAAAUGCAGUUGAAAGGAUAAGUACAAAAAACUGGAAAUGCUUUGUAUUUUUUGGUCUUGUUUUAUACAGGAAUACAGUUGUCUUCCAAAAUUAGUGUACUACAGUUUUCAUUUUAAAACAUGUCUAGUUGUUACAGACUUUUUUCCUACUUAGGUAUUUCUUUGUGACUAUUCACUGUGUGUGUGAACUCUUAUUUAGUGUUUUGUUGUACGGAAUUAUAUAUUGGAGUCAGUUAGUGUUAAUGCUUCGUUUUGAAUGAUGUGUAAAGUAUUGUCUUAAUAUUUUUUGUGGAAAAGCAUGAAAAAAAUGUGACUCUUUUGCAUAGGUGUGAAGUUUAGAAUGUCGACUACUUUAAAGGUUUUUGGAUUUAUGUGACUGACAACUGUGGAGAGGCUUAGAAUUGGCAACUAAAUCUAUAUAGAAAUAAACUGUGUCAGAAUAUAAAAUUGUAAAACAAAAUCAUUGUGUGAGUAGUUUUAGUGUGUUUUAGAAUUUUUAAAAAUGUUAUCUGUUGAUCACUGUGUUCCAAAAGUCAUGAAAUUGAAAGUUGUUCAGAUUGUUGGUCAUUGCAGAGCCUCCUAUAUUCAUAAACUUGUGUGUGUGAGGCUUAUUAGUAGAUGUGAAGGAAGACUGUAUGUACAGUAUGUACACUUUUAUCUUUACCAUCUUGGUGAUUGGUUUUACAAAUUUAGAGUUCACUUAGAGAGUUUAGAAUAGGUAGAAGAAAUAGCUAUUGUAGUUAAAGGAAAAGAAAUUUGAUGCCUUUAAUCUGAAUCUGCAGUGAAUUCAUAAUAUCUUAUGAUCUUUACUACUAAUACUUAGGUGCCAAGCAUUUAUUGUGCCCCUGGAUAUUGAUUGUUUAUUACAUUGUGUGAAAAUUUAGUAGAAGCACCCAGGUCACCAAUAUGUAAACCAAAAAUACCAUUUAUAGCUACUUUUGUUGCUUGAAGUUAGUAGCAUUUCAUGGAGAAUUCUUGAUGCACUUUGUGUCUAGGGAUGUUGACUAGACUAUGCUUGGUAUCGAAAGGAAAUUUUAUAUUUGGCUUCAUUUACAAAGAUGGAAGGUCUUGUAACUUUUUUGAUGUGUCUUAAUAUAGACAAUACAAAUAUAUCAGUCUUGCUUAUGCUGCAUUCUUAUUAUGAGUAGUUGGGACAGCAUAGCAGACGUGGGAAGGAAAGUUCAAAUUGUUACUAUUUAUUAAAAAGACUGACCAUUUUUAUAUAGGAUUAUGAUGAGUGGCUUUAUUUUUCCGUCCACUUAACUUAAAAUGUCUUUAGAGUGAAAUGUGCUUUUCAAACAGACCUUUUGCUGUUUUGGAUUUCCCAUCAGUGUAAUAUAGUUAAUAGAUAUUAAUAGACUGAAGCAUGUGAACUGUCAUGUUUUUCAAUCAGAUAUUGUUAUUAUUAUUUUCCAAUAUUGGGUAGACUUUUUUUCUGUAAGGUAUUCUAAAGAAACCUGGUGGAAGAAUAUUGUGAUAAAUAGAUAUACAUAUAUUUUUCUUAUGAAAAAUAAAAUAAUAUAACACAA